This is a messenger RNA of Mesoplodon densirostris (Blainville's beaked whale), 5281 nucleotides long. RefSeq names its product NAD kinase (gene NADK). The transcript is spliced from 10 exons. Bases 2550 to 3704 code for a protein of 384 amino acids. Gene Ontology annotation, molecular function: NAD+ kinase activity. Gene Ontology annotation, biological process: NADP+ biosynthetic process; NAD+ metabolic process. The record is from RefSeq and is a predicted model, not a curated record. Lineage: Eukaryota; Metazoa; Chordata; Mammalia; Artiodactyla; Ziphiidae.
CUGUUGUCCAGGGGCCACUGGAGUGUGGGAGGUUCUGGCUCGGGGGGCAGUGAGUGUGUCGGGCGGCUUCUGAGGCCCCAGGAGGCCAUGCGGCGCUGUCUCCGACUCGCUCGGGGCGAGAGAGUGGGUGCGGCCUGCUUCUUGGGUGCAGUGGGUCGGAGGGGCCUCGACUCGUAUUUAGAGUUAAUUUGUUUUUUACAGGAAAAACUCUAGGAGAGAAAAAUAAUGUAUUUCAUGCUAAUGCAUUUGGUGGGUCAAAUAUGUUUCUCUUAAUUAUUAUUGAAAUGCAGAGAUGUCAGUUGGCAUUUUUUAAAAGCUGAGUUUACUUGUUUGAGAGAUACCCUGUCUUGCGGGCACAAUUUUUCUUUUUUCCUUUUCUUUUUUUUAUGUAAGCUCUGUAUUUUAGCGACAGCCUGAGGGCAGUGCAGCUUGGGGGCCCAUGGCCGUGCGGGGCUGGCUGAGAAGCUAUUUAGAAGCGAAGCAGUUCGGGCUUUUUCACUGGACACUUGAACCCAGCUCCCGUCUCUACCCGUCCAGCACCUCCUCCAGGUGCUGGAUGGUUCCAAAGAGGAGAAAGCUUUGCUCCUUUGCUCUGUGUCGUGUGUGUCUUAGGGGAGAAAACACUCAAAUGGCUCCGUGGCCACAAGAGCUUUGUGUUGAAACAGCAGAAUUCCAGGUUGGCACUGCCACUGUGCCUGGUGGUGGGCUCACCACCGAGUGGGCCGUCUGUGCCCCCUCCUUCUGGGGAGCCAUGGCGGGUUCACCUUCUGGGGGGGGGUCAGACCAAGGGCCCAGGAGGGCUUCUGCGACUCACCGCCCGGGGGGCCUUGCUCCCUGCAGCCGUCUGCCCGUUCUCAGCGCUGGCCCAGUGGGCGGACGGUGCCGGGCCCCCGGGAGCUGCUGUGCUGUGCGGACCCUGGUGACCCAAGGGCGGCCUGGGCACUGGGGUAACUGGUAUCAGUGCCUCUACCGUCCAGCUGCUGCCCUGGCUCUCUAGUCGCUGCUGCCGGACACGGGCAGGUCCUGCCCACCUGCUGCGCCCACCCCGCAGUGCCCCACGUUGGCACUCCGCACAGCAUCCACACUGGUAACCAGCCCCCCAGGCGCCCCACGCCCUGCUGUGUGUACUGCCCCAGACUGCCCUGCCUUGACCUUUCACCGCUGCCCGGGGGCCCCUCCCUGCCCUUCCUAGUCUUGGCAGUGCCGCUCCCUCCUCGUCACUCAGGGUUCAGCGUAAGUGCCGCCCUGGGUGGCCUCUGGCCAUCCAGCCUUGAUUGGCUGUCACCUGCUCCCGGCCCAGCCCACGUCACAGGCGUGUGUGUGUUUUGGCCUCGUGAACCUCGGGUGGGGUCACGGGAUGGCAUCUGAGCUGCUCCCCGAGGUCAGGUGGGAUCGUGGGGAGGGGUGCUCUGAGCAGAGCGGCAGGUGCUCCAGAAGCGUCUCCGAGGCACUGCGCCCGGCACAGUCCUGCCCUGGGAGGACAGGACUCCACUUCCCCAUCUUGUCCCUGGCCCUCCCAACACCGUGGCUGGUGGGGCAGGGAUUAUGUGCUCACCUAACUUUCCCCUGAUGCUGAAAAGCAACACACUGUAGAGGAGUUGACUGCAAGAGACUUACUUGCUACUGUAUUCUCUCAGACCUCACCAUGAAUGUGUAUUUUCUGUUAUGUUGAAACCUGUGGAAUUGCCAACAUCUGACGCCUUUGGCUUUUGAGACAGGGCUCAGAUGGGCCCCCCGCUGAGCCGCCAGACACCCCUGCCUCCCGUCCGGCCUCCAGAGCCUCUGUGCCAGGGAGGGGCCAGCACCGCUCUUAUGCAGUGAUCCAACAGGAAGUGACCGGUUGGUACCUGAGACGAGCUGAUGUCACUGCGGUGGCUCUGGCUGGGCGCGGCUGAGUCUCGGGUCUUGAAGGGCCAUGAGUCUGGCCCACCUGGUCAGUGGAGGGGGGGCUUCAUCAUUCACCUCGGCGGCCAGGCAGACUUCCGCUGACCCGCCUGCCCUCCCUCCAGGCCCGGGGCCAGGUGGAGUGACAGGAGGCCCGCGAGUGCCCGCCCCUCUGCCUGCAGGCCCCUCCCACGGGCCAAGCCGGUUCUGCGGCCCAGCGCUGUCGUCUGCGGCUGGAUGGGGCCCAUCCUGACCGCCCAGGGCAGCAUCCUGACCGCCCAGGGCAGCAGAGCUUGGCGGCCAGCCUCUGAAGAGCAGGCGUCUGAGGUCUGGCCUCUUUGCUGUUAAAGGCGAUUGGACAAGAGGAUGGUGUGAACAGUAAGAAGAUCAAGUACAGUUUGUUUGGUUUGAUUUUUCAUUUUAGGAAGUUCUCUUGACUUGUUGUUUUAUACAACAUUUAACAAGUUACGGUAUGUCUUGCUUUCAGUUCUGAGGGUACAGAAAGCAGGGCUGUGGUGCAGUUGCACAUUCGGGGCGUCUGGGGGGGCUGGUUCGUGUGGCCCUCCCUGUCAGUCACGCGUGACCGAGAUGCUGGGCACCGAGCCCCACCCUUCGCCGAGCCGCGUGUGUGACCUGGGCUGGUGGAGACCCUGGCAGAGGAGGUCAUGAGUGACCCCUGCCCUUGCAGAAACGCCUGGAAAGGGCAUAUCCAGGACCCUGCCAGCCAGCGGCUGACGUGGAACAAGUCCCCAAAGAGCGUCCUCGUCAUCAAGAAGAUCCGGGAUGCCAGCCUGCUCCAGCCCUUCAAGGAGCUCUGCGUGUACCUGAUGGAGGAGAACAACAUGAUCGUGUACGUGGAGAAGAAAGUUCUGGAGGACCCGGCCAUCGUGAGCGAUGACCGCUUCGGGCCAGUGAAGAGGAAGUUCUGCACGUUCAGAGAAGAUUACGAUGACAUCUCCAACCAGAUUGAUCUCAUCAUUUGCCUGGGAGGAGACGGGACCCUGCUGUACGCCUCGUCGCUCUUCCAGGGCAGCGUGCCUCCGGUCAUGGCGUUCCACCUGGGCUCCCUGGGCUUCCUGACCCCCUUCAACUUCGAGAACUUUCAGUCCCAAGUUACUCAGGUGAUACAGGGGAACGCAGCUGUUGUUCUCCGGAGCCGGCUGAAGGUCAGGGUCGUGAAGGAGCUCCGAGGGAAGAAGGUGGCCGUCCCCAAUGGGAUCAGCGAGAAUGGGGUGCUGGCCGCAGCCCUGGAUGCAGAGGUCGGGAAGCAGGUCAUGCAGUACCAGGUCUUAAACGAGGUGGUGAUAGACAGAGGCCCAUCCUCAUACCUGUCCAACGUGGACGUCUACCUGGAUGGGCACCUCAUCACCACGGUGCAGGGCGACGUCUGCCCCGCAGGCGUGAUCGUCUCCACCCCAACGGGCAGCACGGCGUACGCAGCCGCCGCCGGCGCCUCCAUGAUCCACCCCAACGUGCCGGCCAUCAUGAUCACGCCCAUCUGCCCCCACUCGCUGUCCUUCCGGCCCAUCGUGGUUCCUGCGGGGGUCGAGCUGAAGAUCAUGCUGUCACCGGAAGCAAGGAACACUGUGUGGGUGUCCUUCGAUGGACGAAAGAGACAGGAGGUCCGCCACGGAGACAGCAUCAGCAUCACUACCUCUCGCUACCCGCUCCCCUCCAUCUGUGUCCACGACCCCGUGAGCGACUGGUUUGAGAGCCUGGCACAGUGUCUGCACUGGAACGUGCGGAAGAAGCAAGCCCACUUCCCAGAGGACGAGGAGGACGCGGACGAGGAGGAUGGGGUGGGGCGGGCAGGGAGCUAGGUCUACGGUCCUGCCGUCUGCACUCGGGACGGGUGGACCUGAACGCGCGUCGUGAGCGUCACGGGCCCAGCGCCAGUGGCAGGUGCCGCGCCACUUGUCUGGCCAGAGGAAGGGCCUGCAAUCUGCCUUUUGUCGACCAGAUCAGCUGUUUUUAACGUUUUAAAUCUGACUUUUCUGCAUUUCUAAACAAGUGAGCAGACCAGGAGCUCUGAGGUCAGCCCAGGCGCACCCACCCUGCGCGUGGUCAGAGCCCGGCCCCAGGCAGGGACGGCCGAGCCUGGUGGGCUCCUUGUAAUUCCUUGUCAGGAAACUUCCAUAAAUCAGUCUACUGAAAUUCAGAGGGGAUCAGAAUGAAUGGGUCUAUCCUACGGUCUUGAAAAUAAAUGUCUCACGGCCAAAAAUCUUCCUUCAGCUCCCACGACUUCCCCUGAAGCCACUUGGGGGGACGCUUCUGCCAAGAGCAGGUUGGCUGCCAGGACAGAUGGGUCCCCAGGCCCUGGUCUCCUCCCCCGCUUCAGGGUGACCGGCACUGGUGGGGCGAGGGUUCAGACCGCACACAUUCCCCGGGAAGCAGGGACGCACCUCCCCACCCUGGAAGGUGUUCUCAAUCCUGUGUCUACUUUUUAGAGAUUCUUUUAAACUUUCUGAAAGUGCUUACGUACAGAUUUUGUUGUGUACAUUUUGAGAAUUCGGCGGGAAGGGAGUUUGUGCUGUGAAGUGGGACCAUUCUGUGCAGCCCGCGUGACCCUCAGGAGCGCUGGGCGACCCUUGCUCAGAGCGCCUGGCUUUCGGCGGGCCGGGGAGGUGUUGAAGCUGCUCUUGCUUCUCCCCGGGGGCCUGGCUUCGAGGGCGCGCCCGUAGUUCCAGCCCCCGCGCCUCCAUCGCUGGCUGCCUGGGCUGGGGCCGCCUGGAGUCUGGUGGGAGCAGUGGCUCGUGGGGGGCGUGUAGCCCUGGCCCCGCUUACUGUCGCCUAACAGGCUUCCUAUUUUUGAGUAACUGAUUUCUCCCUGAGUUGCAUUUUCUCCUGUUACAUUGGCCAGAACAGAAGGGACGGGGGCCCGUCAUUUCUUGGACUCCCUUCUGGAAGGACAGGGGCCGGGGGGCGCUGUGCUUUGCCCGCUUGGAGGGUCACGGGCUGAUGGAAGGGCACCCGGGGUCUCCAGGGCGGGCCCUGGGGCCUGAGCACCGUGGCCGUCAUCCACGUGUGUGUACCAUGCUGUCCCCUCGCGUGCCCAUGUGGGCAGCUCAGCUGGCGCUGGGCACGGAGGUUGGUUCCCACCCUCUGCCCGCGAGCUCGGGCACAGCGGGCGGCCCUCCCGGCCUCCCAUGGGCUGAGGGGGCGACACUCCCAGCUUCAGGUCCAGAAGAGAGUGGCAGUCAGAACGCAGGUUACUCGUUCAGACAACAGAGCCAGUGUAGACCAAGUCCUGAAGCGUGACAGGGAAUGACCUAGGAGACUUUGGGUUUUUGAAAUCAAUUCUUAAUGUUUCAUAUUGUUAAUAUCUUGAAAAUUUGUUAAAUGUUGAAAGCCUUAUUACUAUUUUCAGAUCCUUUCAAUAAACAGGCUUGUUUAAAAA